GCGAUACUUCGAGAUCCUCGUAUCUUUUUAAGACCACAUCUCAAAAACUUUACAUCACCAUGGCUUACAAAGACAUUGUCCCUGUGGGCACCGUGCUUAUCUUAUGUGCCACUUCUUUUGGUCUUGGAGUCGUCUACUCCAAUACCGCUUAUGAUUUCCACACUUUGUGGAGACCCACCGAGGCUGGGUUUGAGCGUUCGUUGAUACAUUACGCAAACUGGGCCACGGCGCCUAUGCGCGUGCACCACAUUUUGCACUUUGUGAUUUUGUUGGGUUUAAUCGGCUGCUUCAUCAAGUUGUACAAGCCAGCAGAAGAGGUCAAGUACUUUGAGUACGGCACUUUGGGCAUGAUGAUGGCGGCGAUCAUCAUCUACUUGACGAACUUGAGAAUCGGCGCCAACUCGUGCAUUUCGGGCGAGUGGGGCGAUGUUGAUGCAUACACCGGGGUGAAUGUGAUGGCUGCUUCGCAAUUCAUGAUGGUUAUUGUUUUGGUUGGUGUCUUGGUUUUGCAGGGCGGAUUAUACUACGCAGAAUGGUAUGAGAAGAAAAUCCAAAGAGAGUUUUUGGAGAAGGAGGCUGCUGCUGCCGCAGGACCUGCCGCUGCUUCACAGGCUCCAGAAGCCACCUCCAGCUCCGUGGAAACCAAAAAGUCUAAGGCCAAGAAGAGAGUUUGAAUUUCCGGGCCGAUAUCUGAAAGUUGAGCCUGGCAAGCCGAAUGCCACUAUUUAGUAUAUAUCGACACAAGACUUUAAUAUUCUCGUUGAUGUAUUUGGAAAGCCUGCGUGCCAAUGUGCAGAUACUAAUGGGUGGUCAGCGAAUGCCUAAAAAUAUUGUUGAUGCAAGUCUAAAAGUAUCAGGCUAGUGUAAAGAUACUGUAGUGCAUUGGAAGCACAUCGAUACCAUACAUUAAUGAAUGCAGUAAGCCUCACUGAAGCUGGUGAGAAUACUUAAGUUCG
Messenger RNA from Metschnikowia bicuspidata var. bicuspidata NRRL YB-4993, 956 nucleotides. It is a transcript of the gene CSH3, whose product is annotated as Csh3p. The transcript has a single exon. The coding region runs from base 60 to 674 and encodes 204 amino acids. NCBI's taxonomy places the organism in Eukaryota, Fungi, Ascomycota, Pichiomycetes, Serinales, Metschnikowiaceae. The record is from RefSeq and is a predicted model, not a curated record. Gene Ontology annotation, cellular component: endoplasmic reticulum membrane. Gene Ontology annotation, biological process: endoplasmic reticulum to Golgi vesicle-mediated transport.